Bicyclus anynana (squinting bush brown) is the source of this 8610-nucleotide messenger RNA. RefSeq names its product zinc finger protein PLAGL1-like. The transcript has a single exon. Bases 475 to 1983 code for a protein of 502 amino acids. The record is from RefSeq and is a predicted model, not a curated record. Gene Ontology annotation, biological process: regulation of transcription by RNA polymerase II. Gene Ontology annotation, molecular function: RNA polymerase II transcription regulatory region sequence-specific DNA binding; DNA-binding transcription factor activity, RNA polymerase II-specific. NCBI's taxonomy places the organism in Eukaryota, Metazoa, Arthropoda, Insecta, Lepidoptera, Nymphalidae. Gene Ontology annotation, cellular component: nucleus.
AUGAGCAAGGAUCUCAAAUUAAUAUUUUUUUGUAAUUUAGAAAUAAAUAAAUUAAAAAUUUCUUAAAAAAUGGUAUCAUUUUGUAAAUUAGACAGCCGUCGGCGAUUCGGCGGAUUUUUUUUGACAUGGCUUUUUGGCUUCAUUUCAUUAUUUUGACAUUUCGAUGUCAACCGCUACGUAUUUCUUUGAGAAAAGUCAAAUUUUCAUAGUUUUCUUCACCCCUACGCUUUUACCACUCGAUUUAUAUCCUAGGGGUAUCACAGAGAAACGUACGCGAGUGUGAUUCGAAGAUGAACUCCAGAAAUUCCGCGAGAACCAUGUGACACGAAUACGAAAAAGGGCUUCCAGACCGUCAAUGUGACAGAAAUGUUUUCUGCCAUCGCGACGAACCAGCGCUGCUGCGGAGCCAACCCUGCGACGACGCGAGAUACACGAACCGGGCAAUAGGGCAAUCGCGUCAAAGAUGAGCGCGAGAUGGCCAGUCAACCACCGAACCCUAGUGAAGGCGCGGCGGGUGGGUCCGAGUUCCCGGAGGAGGCGGGCGGGCAACGCGCGGCCGCCCCGCAGAAGAGGUUCAUAGCGCCGCCCGCGUCGCAGCUGCCCACGAAGCUGGAGUUCGUGGCGCGCGGCGGCUCUGGGCGCAGCGUCAAGCACACGUUCCGCACCGUGAAGUUCGCGCGGCGCGUGCCCACCCUGCCGCCCAAGCGGCCCGAGCCGGGCGACGCGGCGCCGGGGCCCAGCGCGCCGGGGCCCAGCGCGCCCGCCGAGCGCCGCCCGCGCCGCGAGCGCGGCAAGCGCCACGUCUGCGCCACCUGCGACAAGCGCUUCUCCAGCCCCGGCAAGCUCAACCAGCACGUGCUGUCGCACACGGGCGAGCUGCCCUUCGCCUGCGACCUGUGCGACAAGGGCUUCAACUCCAAGUUCAAGCUGGUGCGCCACAGCCUCAUACACAGCAAGGCGCGUGCCUUUGCUUGUACCGUCUGCGGUAAGACUUUUAAUCGUAAAGAUCAUCUCACUAAUCACGUAAGGGUGCACAAUCCUGUCAAAAAACUCUAUACGUGCGAGCGGCCUGACUGUAGGAAAUCUUACACCUCCCUCUUGAGCUAUCGCAAACAUGCAGCUUUACAUUCAGCGGAGGAAGGAAACUUACAGUGUAAGAUUUGUAAUGAGGUGUUUUCCACAAAACAGGAUAUUGUAAAUCACCUCAAAGUACAUACAGGUAGUCGCACACCUAAAAGUGAGACUGAUAAGAAAUUUACCUGUGAUCAUUGUGACCGAAAAUUUUUCACAGCUAAGGAUGUACGACGGCACUUGGUUGUUCACACUGGUAGGCGAGAUUUCCUAUGUCCGUACUGUCCCCAAAAAUUUGGACGAAAAGAUCAUUUAGUCAGACAUGUUAAAAAUGCCCAUCCAGAUGAAUCUUUAAAAUCGGCAGUAGUGGGCACUUCGAGAGAUCCACUGCCGGAAGCAUCUUCAUUUGAAGAAACUUACUCUGAAUUUUCUUUAGAAAGUGCAGAUUUUGAUCUUUGGAAAAGUCCAAAACGAGAACUUCAAGACGUUCAGGAAGACGUGCCUGAUUCUGAUAUAAUAGUCGAAAUACCAGAUAUAAAACUGGAGCCCAUAGAAAUUAAAAUAGAAGCUCCACCUUCACCUACCUGUGAAAUCAUCGAGUACCCAGUUGUAUAUAUGGUUUCUCCCCCAUAUCCACCGACGCCAUCCGACUUGCCUUACAUUACAACACAGCCCAUAUCAAAUCCACUAAAUGUGCAUUUGCUGAAUCCGGGCAAUGUGCAGUCUAUCCUAAUAGAUCCAGGGGAAGGCCCGUCGGGGCUGUCGAGUCAGAUGCUGGGGCUGUUAGAGGAGAGCGAGCCCACGUUCUCGGGCGAGGAGGCGCGCGUGCAGCAGCGGUUGCCGGCUUUCACACAGGCCUUCCAGACGGCGCAGAGUCCAAAGCCGCCUCCUCAGCCACCGCCGCCGCACUAGUGUGUCGCCGCCUCUUGCAUUUACCUUACGUCGAUACCGAGCUACCUCAUUAUGUAAGGUUGGUCUAAGCUGUAAAAUAUAGUUUGGUAUAGUGCAGUAGCAAUGUUAUAAUGUAAUGGCAUUUGUAGGAUAGAAUGUGCUGGAGAUCGAAGUUGCCAAAUUGUAUGUUUGUCUCAGGUAUACCAAAAUGUUUCCGAAUUCUACAUGAAUAUGUUAUCUAGUCGUGUAUGUACUUUCGGAAUUGUAAAUUGUUUAUUUAUAGCCUUUUUAUAUGACGUUUAUAGAGUGUAAAUGGGACCAACUCUGUAAGCUGUAAGAUGGUAACAUUAGCGUGCGUAGUUCACAAUGCAUUAGUUGCAUUUUAAUAAAUGAGCAAGAUUGGUAUUGAGGUUUAUGGCUCUUGGAAGCAGUAGGCUGUAUAAUAUGUUUUAGAGAGGCUUACUGUUUUCCCACGCGAUGCUAGUACAACAAAGAGCAUAUUCCUUUUGGAAAAGGUGAAUAAUUAUGUAGAUGGUCAAGAUCAGAUCAGCUGUAAAUUAUUGAACAAUUUUAUCAUAAAUAAUCUGAGACUAAGCUAUCCUGGGUUCCAAAUCUAUUUAAAAGAUUGAUUUUGGAAAUCAUUAAAUAAACAUUUCAUAUAAUAUACCUCAGAAGCACAAGGAGCAGUGCUUCCUUAGAAUUAAGACAACCUUUAGAGCUGAAUUAAGAGUGCAGAGUUGCAAAUUUAGGGUCAAGAAAAUAAUGUGCCAAACUUACUUGAUUCUGGACUAUCUACUGAAAAAAUCCAAUUGAACCUUAAGCAAUAAUUCUUUUGCUCAAACGAACAAAAGAAACUGAUAUUGAUGUUGGCAAUUUAAAUUUUAACUACAUAAACUGGUAUUAUACGAAAAAAAAGAGAAACUAAGAAUAGUCUCAGCAUAUUUUUAGGAGUAUGAGCCAAAUUAUGUAAUUUGUAGUAAGUUUCACUUUGAGACUAGGUGAGUGUGUCAAGAAGUCUGUAAAAAAUGUAGUAGGAAUUCAAACGACUUUGGUGUGAUUGAAUUGAAAGAAAGAUUUACAGCUAUAUUAGAUGCCUUACAUUGUUGAAAUACAUUUCAUAUAUUUGACAAUAGUGCAUUCUUAUCGGCGAUCUGUUUUGUAUUCUAUUUAUGCCUAAGAAUGCUUGACUUAAACAGCUGCAAAAACUACAUUCCAAACUGUAGUUUCUUUAUUAUCAUAAGUUACGAAAAGCACCUCAAAAUUGAGUUUUUUUUGCUUGGCCACUUUUUACUGCCUUGAUUAUCAUUUCUCGCCUUUUAAUAUUAUUUGGUGUGGUUGCGUGAUGUACCUACUAAUUACGUAGAUUUUUUCCUGAAUUUUCGUAAGGGUUCAUCAUCAUCAUCAUCAUCAUUAUCAUAUCAGCCGAUGGACGUCCACUGCAGGACAUAGGCCUUUUGUAGGGACUUCCAAAUAUCACGAUACUGAGCCGCCAGCAUCCAGCGAAUCUCUGCGACUCGCUUGAUGUCGUCAGUCCACCUGGUUGGUGGUUUGGGACCCCAACGUCCAUCGGCUCUUUGAAGUAUGUGCCCCGCCCAUUGCCACUUCAGCUUCGCAACUGGGUAUGGGUUAAAAUUACUGAAUUUGGCCUAAAUAUUUUCCUUUUAUAGUAUUUACCUACAUUAAAUUCUUUUUUACAGUUUAACUUGUUUUCGCUAAGCAGCAAUAGAUUAAUAUCAUUAUUAUAAAGAAAUUAGGAAUCUGCGAUUCAGUAAAAAGAAUAAUCAUAAAUAAUGACCGAAAGGAUAUGUACUCAUACCUAUAACCUAAAUGUUAUUGUUUAAAAAUGUUUUUUAAACAAUUAUCGUUAUCAAUGUUGGGCGUCUAGUAAUAGCGAAAAUUUAUAUGUCUAGAGGAAAGAUCCCGUGUUGUACAAGCUUCAUAUUAUAGAAUAUGUAAAUAAUUCUAAUCUUUUAGGUUAAUAGGACUGUAAAAAAUUUAAUCUACCUCAAUUGCAAACUUAUUCUUACGUCUAGAAAUUUAAAUAGUAUGUUAGGUUAGUGAGAAAGAAAACGUGUUUUUUUUUUUUCUAUUUGAGAACUACAAACAAUCAAGGGCUGGUUUAUGUUUUAACAUUAUCGUUGCGUUUAUGAUUAACACUAUCAGUUCAUUAGUGGACGUCUGGGCAACUAGAAGGAACAGAGAUCGCAGAGACAUAGAAUUUGAACAUAAAUGUUUACGAAAUCCGUACGUACUUAUCGAUACUCAUCAGCAAUGGACAUUUUCCAGAAAUUACAUUUUCUAUUUACGCUAACCCUUUUUAAUUUUUUUUUACGGUUUAAUUUCCGAUAUAAAAGUAUAUUCUAUAGUUUAGGUACAACUGGUAGCAAUUAUUGCAUUAUCAUCAUUAUUGUAGGACGUCUUUAGACUCUUAGUUGAUAGUAGGUACCUAUUGAGUAUGUUCAUACAUGGUAAACUACACAAACACUGAUGAGAGUUUUGUUAAUUUUUUUCUAAAUAUUUUAAUAAAUAAUGUAAUUUUCAUAAAUGUCGAAAAAGCGUAGCGAUAUGAUGUCGUAUAGAAACCGAAAAGGGGUGUGGAUUUUCAUCCUCCUCCUAGCAAGUUAGCCCGGUUCCAUCUUAGACUGCAUCAUCACUUACCAGCAGGUGAGAUUGUAGUCAAGGGCUAACUUUGUAAAUAAUUAAAAAAAAUCAAAUGACUAAAAUUAAAAAAAAAUGCUAGUUAUGAGAUUUAUUUGGUACGUUGCGUUGCCAUGCUAUGUCUACGUAUACGCUGCGUACAGGCGAAUUCUUUUUGCAUUUAUUUGGAUAUUUACCGAUGUUUACUUAGAUCAAUCUAUGUUAUUAAUCUGUGUUCUAUUUUUCAAUUCUUUUGGUCUCUCUUCUGUUUCUUUUAAAUUGUACAGACGAUUUAAUGUUAGAGUGUGAGAAUCGGGGUAUUUUUUUUUAAUAAAUCAUGCUGCUUUUUUUUAAACAAUUACUUGUUUUUCUGAGAUGAUCAGCAAGCUAUUUUUUAUUAAAAGAAUCGUAUAUAUGUAACUUUAAUUAAUUUGCUAAAACAAAAAAAAAAACAUGUGAACAUAAAAAUAUUUUCAUUCCAUUGCUAAUUUGUAUAUUGCAUAAUUUUUUAUAAAAAUUAAUUGUCUGUGUUCAUUUUCAUGUUAAAAAUGUAGUUUUUUUUUAUUGUAGAUAUAUCUCGGAGGACAGAACAAAAUGUUUCGUGAAAAUCUUUCAUAGUUUUGUACUGUUUUCAUGUAAACUAAUACAUUUGUAUUUAAAUGUAAAUAAAUUCAUAUAUCAAUUAUUAUUAGAACUGGCGUCCUGUUGAACUUUGUGGAUGAAAUAAUUAUGGCCUAAUGAAUAACAAAUUAAUUCCAUGUGAAAAAACGACAAACCAGUGUGGUAAUACCAUCCUGAUUCGACAUAAUGCCCCCAACAUACUUACCUUUACGCCUAAACAUGUACUGCUAAUGAUAUUCAGAAAUUUUAGAAAUCAACAAAAAUAAAUUUGUUAUUCAUUGAUCAUUAUGAUCAGUGAUGAAUCUCUGUAAAGUAUCACCUAUGUACUGAAUUAUCAGUAAAUGGCCCAAUGAGAAUAAAGUUAAUCAAUUGUAAACUGUCGUUCUUAAAGCGCCUACACACGGCCCUAAAAUCAGUGGCGAUAUCGUGGCAGUGGUGGGGAGGACCCUAGAUUGUACCAUAAAUUGCCUCAAGUGUAGACGAAUCUUACCCGAUUUUAUUAUUAUUAUCCUAAACCUAAAAUUGCUUCAGGCGAGCACACAAUUUAGGGACGAUUAUCGUCUAUAGUGUUGCAUGCGCUAUUUUAUUUAUUUAUGUGGCUUAGUUCAUGACUUUUUAUCAACCAGUUUUUAACCCAAAUCUUCCUUUUUCGUCUCCGGUUAGGUGGCACCGUAAGUGUCAAGAUAUUAUCUAUUUUUUGCCGUUUUAAGAGUGUCGGCGGCAUCUCGGAUUAACGAACAAUCUGUGGCACGGUCGGUUACGUACUGACUGGCAGGGACGUGUGUAAAAUAGCAGCCAAUUUCGUCCUUACCACCACCGUCCCGAUAUCGCCACUGAUUUUAGGGCCGUGUGUAGGCCCUUUAACUUGUAUUUAACCUUUUGUUUUUUUUUUACAAUUAUUAUGAAUAGUUCAACAGGUGCUUAAGAUUUUUUCCAUAACAGUCUAAACUCUAACCGCUAGUCAAUCAAUAGUACAUUAUAGUUUAUCUCAAAUAGUCAAAGAAUAAUAAGAAGUGAUAUUUACAAAUCAGUAACAUUUUUUAUUAUAUAUUCUAUGUAAUAUUUUUAUAUAAACAAUAGGUGCAUAAUCCAAACAGAGUACAAAUACUAACCACUACACAGGGGGUAUUAAUAAAUAGUAAUUUCAUAUUUUUAACACUUACAUAUAUUAGAUGGGCAGUUAGUGUCAUUAAAAAUCUUAAUAAUAUCUUGGUUAUAGGUAACAAAAACAUUUGUGGUCCGUAAUGUAAGGCCAAAAAGAACUCUUUAUGGGUCAAAAAUUUUAGUUUCAUCAUUUAUGACAUUAACUCCCCAUCUAUUAUAUAACAAUGAUAUAUGCAAUAUAUUUUUGUAUGUCUUAGAUUAUAAAUUAUAUAUUAAUGUUAACAUAUCAAAGACUUGUAUAACCCUUUGUUGUUCGCUGUUGACUUUGUUCUUCAAUAUGUAAUAUUAAAGUACAUAAUAUUUGGCAUUUAUUUAUUGAGCAGCAGACGAAAAAAAAUUGUAUCUAUUUUGUUUUUUUUUUUUUUGUAACACAAAGUGUUCACUUUACUGUUUAAAAUAUUUUUAUGCGUAAUUAUUGUUAUUACUUUUAAUUUUCCCAUAUUUUUAUCAGCUAAUGAGUGUGACUCGUUGUAAUUAUACAUUUUUUUUUGUAUUAAAAAAUAUGUUGUGUAAUACCAAAUAAUUACAUAAUUCUAUUUUGUGUUUACACUUGUAAGAGUUCGAAUAUUUUUUAUUUAUGUAAUUUAAAAUGUAAGUUUGGUUAACUGCAACGAAAAUCCUAUGAGUAAGAAUUUAUUUUUAGAUGAACCUUGGCAAAAAUAUGACGAUUAAAUUAAUAAUAAUCAAACUUGCCUGUUGUUAGUUUUGCGUAAUACAAGUCAAGACAAGAAUUUGAACUUAUUUUUUAUUUUUUUAAUAAUUUACAGUUUUGCACUUAUAAUUUAAAUGCAAUAUUCAAAAAAAAUAGACUACAGCGCACUUCAUAAAAUUUUUUCCUACUUUACUUUCGUGGUACCUUCUAUACUACAAUUAUUAUCAGAUCAGAUGGUGGUACCUGAAAAAAGAUACAUUAAUGUAAAAUAUUUUUAAAGAGCAAAGUUGCUAGAAAAAGGUACUUAUAAAAAUAAAUUGAUACUAAAAUGAAUAUAAUGUCCGUCAGAAGGGUGACCCGACAGUGUCUGAAAUUUAAAUAAAUUCUCGUAAAUUUUUGUAUCUUUUGUACAAAAAAUGUUUAAAAAAUCGUGGUAUUUUUGUUAAAACUUGCACAUUUUAUAUGCCCUUGCACACGUGCGAAUGAGUUUGACUCUGCGACAACGAUGUUUGGGAUAGGGAUAUAUAAAUGUUCGUAAAUUGCCGACGAAAUGAGACGAUAUUUCAGGAAAACCUCAAGUAGAUACCUACAGUGCAAAUUGUGUUGUAUUGGGUACCUAUCAAUUUAAUUUCCAUUUUACAUAUUUCUGCUGUCUUUUAGACUCGUAGCACAAGUAACGUGGAUUCAUAGAUAUACGUAAUUAUGUAUAAACUUAGGGGCCUUAAAAAAUCUAGUUGUUUGAAUUAUAACAAAAAAAAAGAAAGAAAAUAUUUUUAGAAAUCGUACGAUAUUUUAAUACAAAGAAUCUAUUUUGUUACGCUUUUAUGGUAAGGCAUUUUUAUUGAAUGUUAAAUGCAUAUAAAAAUAUAUAAUUCAUUACAAUGUUACAGUUAUAAAUAGAUUGGUUGCUGCAUUUCAAAAACUUAGAAAUAAUAUGAAAACAAUUAUUUUUUCAUAAGAGGCAUGGAUUGCUAGUUACGAUAGUGUACUAUCUAAGAGUACCUAUCUAAGUAUAGAUCUCGCUAAAAAAUAGGGAUUCCUGAAAAUGAGACUGCGCAGUAUACAAAAACAUAUCACAACAGGCUUAUACCUGUGCAGUUCGAUCUUAAUGUAAUUUCAGAGACUUCUAUUUGUUUGGCGAGAACUAUGGGAAUGUUAGACAAUUGCUGAAGUAUGGAAGGUUGUUAUUGCCACGAUUUAAAAUUUAAGGUUGUUAUUCUUAUUGCCCAUAAGUACUAUACACGUAAACUGUCAUGUUUUGGCUACAAAUGAUAUACAAACAUAUAGUAAAACAGUUGAUGAAAGUUUGUUUUGGAUGUAGUAGUAAGAUGUAGGUAUAAUCGGAUGCAAUCUUAAGGACGUCUAGGAAAUUAGCUGCGGGGUCGCUACUCGCAGGUUGUACAUACGCUAAUAUGUAAGACUAGCGGACGCCCGCCCUUGGACCUCUUUAAUCCAGCCCUUACAGUAGUAUCGCUGUAAAAAUGGAGUAACUUCUCCCGUUUUCCCAACAUUUCCCUUCACUGCUCUGCUUCUAUUGAUCGUAACGUGAUGAAAAGUAUACUAUAACCUGCCCA